CAAAAGGUCAACUAUUCUCUCCCCUGCGUCCACGACUCUUCCCUAAUCAUUCACAGAAGAUCGACUUCUGCUAAAACCCUUCUGUCAAUUUUUCUCUCUCCCAAAAAUGGCCAAGCCCCGUGAAACCGCAAAACCUGAUCCAACAGUAGAAUCCGAAGAAGAGGAAGAAUCCGGCGAGGAAGAAGAGGAAGGCUCGUCGGAGGAAUCAGAAUCCCAACCCGAAAACGAACCUUCCGAGAAAAAGACCGCCUCCACUCCCGCUCCGGCUACCAAGAAGCCCGAAUCCGCAACACCGAAAACCCAACCGACAUCUGCCGCUGCUGCAGCCUCUUCAUCUGACGAAUCUGAAGAUGAGGAGUCCGGAUCCGAUACCGACUCCGACACCGAAACCCCUUCCGAGAAACCCGACCCGAGUAUCAAACCCAUUGCUUCAAAACCCAUGGAUGGCCCGCAGAAAACUACAACUACUGCAAAAAAGCCCAGAUCCAAGCCCAACGCGCUGGGUCCGGCUUCCCCGGCGAAGUCAACCACCGGCGCCGGAGCAAAACGGACGGCGUCGGCAGCGGGAAGUGAUGAGGGGAAGGAUGCAAAGAGGUCGAAGAAAAAACCCGAAGCGGAGGCUGAAAGUUCGGAGAGAAAAGGGAAUUCUAAUGAUGAUUCGAGGAGGUUGUUUCAAAGGCUGUGGAGCGAGGAUGAUGAGAUUGCUAUCCUCAAGGGAAUGCUCGAUUAUUCGGCCAAGAAAAAGGCUGACCCGAUUAAUGAUUUGAAUGCUUUCCUUGAAUUUAUUAAGAAAAAUAUCCAUACCGAUGUUAGCAAGACUCAGUUGCAGGAUAAGAUCAGGAGGCUGAAGAAGAAGUAUGAAAACAAUGCUGAAAGAGAGAAGAAGGGUAAUAAAGAACUCACCUUUUCGAAGCCCCACGAGCAAAAAGCUUAUGAAUUUUCGAAAAAGGUGUGGGGCAAAGAGAAGAAUGGUGAUGGGGAGGAGAAUGUUGAGAGUACUAAGGCUAAUGGGACUGCAGUGAGGAAGAGCCGGAGUAGAAGCGCAGUGGUGGGUAUGACGCCUAAAGUUGAUGAGGUGGAGGAGAAGCUGAAGGAAGUGAAGGAUUUGGUGGGUGAGAAGAAUGUGGUGGAGGGGUUGAAGAAUGAGAGUUUUGGUCCUACUGACAGUUUGAGGAUUGAGGAGUGGGUUCUUAAGAAUGGGGCACAUUUGAUUAAGGAUGCAAAGAAGAGAGCUGAAUUGGAGGAGAAGUGGAGGGAGUUGAAAGUCAAGGAGAUUGAGUUGUUGGCUAGGAGAUCAGAGUUGAUGGCUGAGCAGAGUAACCUGGUCUUGGAGGGCUUGAAAUGAUCGGGGGGUUGAUAUUGAGUUGUUGGAAGAAUGCUGAAAAGGUUAGUUGUAUUAGUGGGGUUUGGUGAUGAUUAAUGUAGUGGCAAAAGGCAGCACAGCAUUAUGGUGUUGAAUAUAUCUUUAGUACUUUUAUGGUUUUAGGUUCGGUAAUUAGCAAAUUAUGGUUUCCUGUACUUUGCCAUUUUUAGGUUAUAUUUUGAAUGUUAAUGAUUUUGAAACUGGGAUGAUUUGGAUGUUUCAGUAUUUAUGUGCUGAAUUAGGAUGUUUGCUUUUUCGUAUUUUGUUUAGUGUUGCAGUUGGAUUCCUAUGGUAAUUGACUUUAAAUGUGAUGUUAA
Molecule: messenger RNA, 1680 nt
Organism: Coffea eugenioides
Lineage: Eukaryota; Viridiplantae; Streptophyta; Magnoliopsida; Gentianales; Rubiaceae
Product: probable transcription factor At4g00390
Exons: 1
Coding region: 107-1345 (412 amino acids)
Biological process (GO): regulation of DNA-templated transcription
Cellular component (GO): nucleus
Source: RefSeq, a predicted model, not a curated record